UAUUAAACGCCCGACCCGAUCAACGAUAAUUAAUAUGAUCAGUUUUGAUCUGUUCUUUUUUCUGUGAUUUUUACUAUAUUAUAAUAUUAUUAUAUUCGUAUAGUUAACGUUUUAUUUGACAAAAUCGAUAAUUAUUUUACAUUGUUUCGCGUACCUACCUACACGUCGAUCGCACCGAUAUCAUGGACCUACACACAGCGUGUACACUGAAUCACCCAAAAGCGAUUGACAUGCUGACUCAAAGCAACAAUUUAAAUAUGGCCAAUAAAAAAGGAUGGACUUGCUUAAUGUAUGCUUGCUAUUAUGGAAACAAAAGUCUUGUCGAUCGCAUAGUAGAUUUAGAUCCAACAACGUUGUUCUCGGUCAAYAGCGAUAAACAAACACCUUUAAUGAUUGCCACCAUGUCCGGUAACGUAUCAAUAGUGAAGAAAACAUUUCAUGUUGACAUUUUGGAGAUGCCUGAUAAACUAGGCAGAACUGCAAUGUUUUAUGCGGUGUUAUACAAUCAAGAAGAAAUAUUGGAGUAUUUUAUUGAAAAACAAGCCAAUUGUAACGUAAUUGAUAACUUCGGUAAGACUAUGACUAUGACAGCUAUCUCUAAAGGAUUCCGGAGAAUAAUGACAUUGUUGUACGAGUAUGGAAAUAAACACGAAAAAAACUUGUUGAAAUCUACGUCAUGGUCAGAAAAAAUAGAAAAGUCCAAAAACAAUCUUCAAAAUGACGAAUGUUUAGAUUAUCACGUGGAAAAACUAUUAAAACAGUUAUCACUUGAAAAAUAUUGGCCAGUGUUCGACAAACAAAACAUCCGAUAUAAUGAUUUCUUGAAGUUAACUGAGCAAGACUUAAAAGAUAUCGGUAUAAAUUUAUUUGGUCCGAGAAGAAAAUUAAUAAUGACUAUUGACAAAUUAAAUGAAUUAAGAUCAUCACAAGAACACUCUAGGAGUUGAAAACUGUAUAGACUUUUUAUUUUAUAUUAACCUUUAUUAUACUGAUGUA
Diuraphis noxia (Russian wheat aphid) is the source of this 996-nucleotide messenger RNA. RefSeq lists its product as uncharacterized. The record is from RefSeq and is a predicted model, not a curated record. Lineage: Eukaryota; Metazoa; Arthropoda; Insecta; Hemiptera; Aphididae. Gene Ontology annotation, molecular function: protein binding.